Messenger RNA from Penicilliopsis zonata CBS 506.65, 2490 nucleotides. RefSeq lists its product as hypothetical. Gene Ontology annotation, biological process: glucan catabolic process. The record is from RefSeq and is a predicted model, not a curated record. Lineage: Eukaryota; Fungi; Ascomycota; Eurotiomycetes; Eurotiales; Aspergillaceae. Gene Ontology annotation, molecular function: beta-glucosidase activity. The coding region runs from base 1 to 2490 and encodes 829 amino acids. The transcript has 5 exons.
AUGUUUGAGGUUGAAGAGGUGCUUUCGGCUCUUUCGGUGGAGGAGAAAAUUGCUCUGCUGUCCGGAACGGAUUUCUGGCACACUGCCGAGUUUGCACAACAUGGAGUCCCGAAAAUCCGCGUGUCUGAUGGCCCCAAUGGCAUUCGAGGAACUAGGUUCUUUGCUGGAGUCUCUGCGGCAUGUAUCCCUUGCGGGACUGGUCUGGGUGCAACGUGGGAUAAAGAGCUUCUGCGCAAGGCCGGCGACCUGAUGGGGAAAGAGUGCAUUGCCAAGGGUGCUCAUGCCUGGUUGGGUCCUACGAUCAAUAUCCAACGGUCCCCGCUAGGUGGCAGAGGCUUUGAGUCGUACUCGGAAGAUCCGUAUUUGUCGGGAGUCCUGGCAGCCCAUGCGAUUCAAGGAUGCGAGGCGACGGGAGUCCAGUCGGUCGUGAAGCACUUUGUCUGCAACGAUCAAGAGGACGAGCGGAGAGCUGUCGAUACCUUGGUCACGCCUCGCGCGCUACGAGAGAUCUAUGCCCGGCCCUUUCAGAUCGUGGCCCGGGAUGCGAAACCGGGUGGUCUUAUGACGGCUUACAACAAAGUCAACGGAUGCCAUGUCUCGGAAGACUCUACGCUUUUGGAGGAUCUCGUCCGUCGUGAAUGGGGAUGGGAUCCCCUCAUGAUGAGUGAUUGGUUCGGUACCUACUCGACCGUCAAGGCUAUCACGGCUGGGCUGGAUCUUGAGAUGCCCGGCAAGACUAGAUAUCGCGGUGUGCUCGCGAACUUUGCUAUAGGGUCUCGUCUUCUCACCGAGACGACGAUCGACCAGCGUGCCCGCCGGGUCCUGAAGUUCAUGAAGAGAGCAAGUGAGGUGGAGGUCAGCCCGGUUGAAUCCAGCCGAGACUGCCCGGAAGACCGCGCGCUCAAUCGCGAACUAGCAGCGAACAGCAUCGUCCUUCUGAAGAAUGACGGAGACAUCCUGCCCCUUCAGCCCAAGAAAGGCAGCCAGAUCGCGGUUAUCGGCUCACACGCCAGGUACACCCCGAUCAAUGGUGGUGGCAGCGCCUCGCUCGAUCCGUACUAUGUGGUCAGAAUUCUGGAUGCAAUCAAGAACAAGGUCGGCGAUUCCGUGACUGUGAAGUGGGAAAUGGGCGUAUGCGCUGUGAAGAUGCUUCCGAUGGUCGAUUCGCUUAUUUCCCACCCGGAAAACGCCUCUGGAGGCCUCAUCCGGUUUUACAAUGAGCCAUGGAGCCCUGGCGCCUCGCCAAGGGAGUGCAUUUGUGAAGAACCCCUCAAGAACCUGAACUUUCAGUUAAUGGACUACAACCGGAACCCACGACUCAACUAUGACCUCUUCUACGCCACGGUCGAGGCCGACUUCACUCCCGACGUCAGUGGUCUUUGGGAAUUUGGCCUGACGGUCUGCGGAACAGCAGACCUAUACAUCAAUGACCAGCUGGUGAUCGAGAAUUCCACUAAUCAAGUUGCCGGCGAGGCUUUCUUCAGAAAGGGGACCAAAGAGAAGAUCGACAAGAUCUUCUUGGAGAAGGAUGUCACAUACAAGCUUCGGAUCGAAUUUGGAAGCGCCAAGACAUCCAAGUUGAUGCAGGUCGGCGUUGUCAGCUUCGGCGGCGGAGGCGCUCGUCUGGGAGCCAAACCGGUCAGCAACCUGGAAGCUGACAUUUCUCGAGCAGCCAGGCUGGCUGCAGAGUCCGACUACGUGAUCGUUUGUACCGGGUUGAACAGCGACUUUGAGUCUGAAGGCUACGACCGCCAACACAUGGAUCUUCCCCCCGGCGUGGACGAACUGGUGACGCGAGUUCUGGAAGCCAAUCCGAGCGCUGUCAUUGUGAACCAGAGCGGGACGCCGGUUACGAUGCCAUGGCUAUCGUCUGCCAAAUCGAUCGUUCAGGCGUGGUAUGGCGGCAACGAGAGCGGCAACGGGAUCGCAGACGUGCUGUUUGGGGAUAUCAACCCGAGCGGCAAGCUUCCCUUGACGUGGCCGGUCAGACUUGAAGAUAAUCCGUCCUACGGUAACUUUGGGGCUGUCGCAGGCAGAGUACUGUAUGGAGAAGACAUCUACGUAGGAUAUCGCCAUUAUGAUCUGGUCAAGAAGCAGCCGGCUUUCUGCUUUGGACAUGGCCUCUCAUAUACGCAAUUCGCACUCUCGAAGCUCGAGAUCGAUGGCAACCGAAUCUCCUUCUCUGUGACCAACACCGGCUCUCGAAAGGGUGCAGCCGUCGCACAGGUCUACGUGUCAGCGCAGACCUCGACCUUCCCUCGUGCUCCGCGCCAGCUGGUUGCAUUCGAGAAGGUGAGCUUGGAGGUCGGACAGAGCCAGAGGGUAAGCGUCACAGUGGACCGGUAUGCCACAUCCUACUGGAACGAGGCGGAGAAAACGUGGAUCAACGAGGCCGGCGACUAUGGUAUCUCGGUAGGGUUCUCAUCCAGGGAUCUCCUUCUCCAGGGUGUCUAUCGCCUAGAACAGAGUGAACGGUGGCUCGGAUUGUAG